This is a messenger RNA of Coturnix japonica (Japanese quail), 2288 nucleotides long. NCBI's taxonomy places the organism in Eukaryota, Metazoa, Chordata, Aves, Galliformes, Phasianidae. The record is from RefSeq and is a predicted model, not a curated record.
GUGGAUGGUAGGAGUCAGGGCUGGUGCUGAGCCAGGCACUGCAACACAGGGAGGGGGUUGGAGGGGGCCAGGGCCAUCCCCAGGGCUGGGCUGGGGAGGACUGCCUGGGAGGAGAGGCCGUGUCCCAGCAGGGCCUGGCCAGGCUCGGCAAGGAGUCCCAGGGCAAGCACAGGCCUGGCUGUGCCCUGGGUUGGUGGGUGCCUCUAAGGCUGCUGGGGACGUUCCCCUCUCACUCACUGCUUUCUGUGCCCAUACAGGGUGGGAGGCCAAGGUGGUACUGCUGCAGAGACAACGUGGAGAAUAACAGAGCUGCGGACCUCCACAAUGCUCUACAGUACUCAAGGACACACUCUUCCACAAUACCAGAUAUGGCAGAUAUACGUGCAGCAUUCCGUCAAAUGCAGAGAAGACUUAAGAUACUACACAGACGCUUGCAAAUUGCAAUCAUGGAGAUGUCAGAAGACGCCAAUGACUCCUCUUGCAGUGACAGCUCUCUCACUUCCAUGAAGGCAGCAGAAAACUCCAGCUCUUCGAGGGAGUCUCUUGAUGUGAGGGGGAACAAGUCCCUCACCUCCAAUAUGGCAGUGGGAGCCCGCAGCUCCUCAGAGGUCUCCCUGUCCUCAAGGAGUGAUGAGUCCCUCACGCCUGUCGAGACAAUGGGAGCUGUGUGCUCUUCAAGGGCCUCUCCAUCCUGGAACGACAGCUCCCUUGCUGACGAUGCAGCAACAGAAGCUGGCUGCUCUUCGAGAGCCCUUCUGGCCCUUCCCAGGGAAGGCUACUGUACUUCUGUCAGUGCGCAUGAAGGCAGCUGCAUGGAACAGCUAACCCUGAGCACUCCUCCUUUGCUUGGAGCAGCUUCGGGUCAUGCUGCCACGGUCCAGCCGGACCUCAUGCUUUCGGAUGCACUUGAGCCCCAAGAAGCGCAGGAAAGCUCAGCCCCUCAGAUGGAGGUGGUGCCCAGAGUGUGGAAGCCGCUGCUCCUGGAUGAGGCUGUGAAAAGGCAGCUGGAGCAGCACCUGGUAAAACUGCAGAUACAGCGGUGCUUUGGGCUACCAGAGAAGGUUCUGGCCUCCUACAAGAAGUUCUCAGAGACCAAUCAGGAGCCACAAGACUGCCAUCCUUCUCCACACAGCAACAAUGUGGAGCCCUACCGCUCGCCCUUCCUGUGCUGGAACAGGCACGCUCGCACCAGGAAGAGAGCAGUGAAGCCCCCUGGCUCAAAGAAAAAGUCCAUAGCCCCUGUGAAAAAGUGCACAAGAGGAACACAGAUGCCUGCCUACUCUCUGUCAGCUUUCAUGAUAGUGGCAGAAGAGUAUCCUCAGGAAGAUCUGGUGAAAUCCCAGAUGAGCAGGAUACAUAGCAGAACAGUUAGAAGCAGCAGAAAAGCCAGAAAGAAGAUCUGUCCUGUCAGCUUCACAGAGGAGAAGGGCACUGUGACAGAAGAGGAUGAUCUUGGUCCCUCCUUUUCCAUCCUGAAAGAGCAGACAGUGCCACAGAUCGAGGGAGCUCCUCUGCAGAAGGCAGGACAGGACACUGAGAUCCCCACCGUGCCCAGCGGGGGCAACACAGGGGUCCAGGAGCUGUCACAAGGCAGGACUGCUCCUGCAGGAAAUAAUGCACCACAGAUAGAAGAGGCUUUGAGUAAGGACACUGCCACAGCUGUGCCACCACCUCAACACCAUGAAGGGACCAGCCUGGAAGAGACACUCAGAGCACUUACAGACUUCUACAGGGUCGGCACAAGGGCUGAAAACCAGGUGAACCAGCUGCUGGCUUCCUGGCUGGAGCAGUCCCAGGACGAUGCUGGGCACAGAAGUUCAGAGCCAGCAGCUGACUGUCCCAUUGCCACGCUGUGCAGAACACAGAAAGACACACAGAAUGGUAAGGGACUCAGGCAGGACAGAGUGAGGCCCAGAAGGCUCUGCCCCAAGUGCUGCGAAGCCCAAGGACGUGGUGUGCUUGGCAGAGAAGGCACCUGGACUUCAGCUCCACUUGCAAGUGCAGCAGCAGGCACAGGAGGGGACGAGGCAGUGGGCGAGAAACAUCCAUCUGGGGAAAGGGCCAAAAAUCAAGGCCAGAAUCAGACUGCUGAUGCUGUCCAGCAGCCAAUGAGGGCUCGUAUCUACAGAUACUUUGUAUCAAUCACUACAGUCCAGCAGAGAUGUCAGUUUCAGCCACGGACAGGCUCAGUUGACAGGCACACAUCUUUGCAAGCUGCUGCUAUGGUGAUCCCCUUCCUCCUUUGCAGGCAAAGCCCUAUGUUCCAAAAUCAGGAAGAAGGGAAGUGA